CUGUGGGACAGAAGUGCCAUCUCCUACUUGGGAUGUGCUGCACAAGUCUUUUUUAUCGUUUUCUUGAUCUCCGCUGAGUAUGCUUUCCUCACUGUCAUGGCCUAUGACUGGUAUACGGCCAUCUGCAAACCCCUGCACUAUGGGACCCUCCUGAACAGCAGCGCUUGUGACCACAUGGCAGCAGCUGCCUGGGGCAGUGGGUUUCUCUAUGCUCUGCUGCACACUGCCAAUACAUUCUCACUACCACUCUGCCAGGGCAAUGUUGUGGACCAGUUCUUCUGUGAACUUCCCCACAUCCUCAAGCUCUCCUGCUCAGACUCAGACUACCUCAGGGAAGUUGGACUUAUUGUGAUUAGUGCCUGUUUAGUCUUUGGUUGUUUUGUUUUCAUUGUGGUGUCCUAUGUGCAGAUCUUCAGGGCUGUGCUGAGGAUCCGUUCUGAGCAGGGACGGCACAAAGUCACCUCAGUGUGUCUUCCUCACCUGGUUGUUGUCUCCCUGUUUGUUAGCACAGUCAUAUUUGCCCACUUGAAACCUCCCUCCAUCUCCUCCCCAUCGCUGGAUCUGGUGGUGUCAAUUCUGUACUUGGUGGUGCCUUCAGCUGUGAACCCGCUCAUCUACAGCAUGAGGAACCAAGAGCUCAAGGACACACUGAGGAAGCUGAUCCAUUCACUCGUCUCUCAGCAGCGAUAA
Opisthocomus hoazin is the source of this 690-nucleotide messenger RNA. The record is from RefSeq and is a predicted model, not a curated record. Lineage: Eukaryota; Metazoa; Chordata; Aves; Opisthocomiformes; Opisthocomidae.